Molecule: messenger RNA, 1369 nt
Organism: Medicago truncatula (barrel medic)
Lineage: Eukaryota; Viridiplantae; Streptophyta; Magnoliopsida; Fabales; Fabaceae
Product: (S)-8-oxocitronellyl enol synthase ISY1
Exons: 3
Coding region: 68-1240 (390 amino acids)
Source: RefSeq, a predicted model, not a curated record
CCAAGUAUUAGCAUCACAAAUCUUAAUAGCAUUACACCAAGCAUAUAUAGUAUAUAGUGAAAAUAAAAUGAACUGGUGGUUGGCUAGAGCAACUGGUGAUCAUCCUGGCAAGAUCACAAAAUUCAAGGAAGCACCACGAAACGUCCAAAAUGUAGCAUUGAUUAUAGGCGUAACAGGAAUUGUGGGAAAUAGUCUAGCAGAGAUCCUACCUCUAAAAGACACACCAGUUGGACCAUGGAAGGUUUAUGGCGUGGCUCGCCGUCCACGACCAAUGUGGAAUGUUGAUAACCCUGUUCACUAUAUUCAGUGUGAUGUCUCCAAUCAAAACGAUGUUGAAUUGAAGCUAUCCCCUUUAACAGACGUGACCCAUAUAUUCUAUGUCUCGUGGACCAGCAGACCCACGGAGGCUCAAAAUUGUGAGGUGAAUGGUGCCAUGUUGAGGAACGUCCUUCAAGCCCUAAUCCCAAAUGCUCCAAAUCUUUCCCAUGUGUCUCUUCAGACUGGUGCCAAGCACUAUGUAGGACCCUUCGAAAUCAUCGGUAAGAUCAAACCUCAUGAGUCCCCCUUCACAGAGGAUGUGCCACGCCUCGACACACCCAAUUUCUAUUACACAUUAGAGGAUAUCUUGUUCGAAGAGGUGGGUAAGAAAAAAGGAACGACAUGGUUCAUUAAUCGACCACAAGUUAUCUUUGGAUUUUCACCUUACAGCAUGAUGAACCUCAUUGGCACGCUUUGUGUUUACGCUGCAAUUUGCAAGCAUGAGGGUCUUCCAUUAAGGUUUCCUGGCUCAAAAGGUGCAUGGGAAUGUUAUUCAACAGCUUCAGAUGCUAAUUUAAUAUCCGAACAACAUAUUUGGGGUGCAGUGGAUCCUAAUGCAAAGAAUGAAGCAUUCAACUGCAGCAAUGGCGAUGUUUUCAGGUGGAAACAUUUGUGGAAGGUGUUAGCAGAACGGUUUGAGAUCGAUGAUUAUGGAUUUGAGGAGGGGUCGGAGUUGAGGUUAUCGGAUUUGAUGAAGGAUAAGGGUGGUGUGUGGGAAGAGAUUGUGAGGGAGAAUGAAUUGUUGUACACCAAGCUUGAAGAAGUUGGAGAUUGGUGGUUUGCAGAUUUUAUGUUUAGAGUGGAGGGUGUGUUGGAUAGUAUGAACAAGUCUAAGGAACAUGGAUUCUUAGGAUUUAGGAAUUCUAAGAAUUCGUUCAUUAGUUGGAUUGAUAAGACAAAAGCUUACAAGAUUGUGCCAUGAUAGUUUGGGUUUUGAAUUGUCAUAAGCUUUUUGUUGUGAUAAAUAAAGUGGGUAGGAAGAGUUAUAUUUUACUUUUCUAUGUUUAUGGUGUUUGCUUAUUUGUAAUAGUGUUGUGGCUUUUGUAUGAAA